AUGUCUUUACAAACCCCCAACAAAUUAUUUGGUUUUGGUUGUACAAGGAAUUAUGUUGAUCAAUUGUUUUUUGGGAUGCCCUUAAAUCAAUCAGUUCCCUAUAACAAUUGGGGGGGGACCCUUCCAAAUUUUCAAGUUGGGGGUAUACCUUACAAACCCUCCCCCCCAACCUUUUGGACUUUAGAGUUUUUCAUCAAUCCCUUUGGGAUUUUUUUUUGGGUUUUAAAAGCUUUUUUUGCCCCCUUAAUUUUUUUUUUUGGAAUUUGUUUUUUCCUUUUUAAACGGGAAAAAUUUCCAGAUUUCAAAAUUAAAAAUGAAAACUUUCAAUUUUUUUUCAAAGCCUUAUAA
Messenger RNA from Dictyostelium purpureum, 348 nucleotides. RefSeq lists its product as uncharacterized. The record is from RefSeq and is a predicted model, not a curated record. NCBI's taxonomy places the organism in Eukaryota, Evosea, Eumycetozoa, Dictyosteliales, Dictyosteliaceae. The transcript has a single exon. Gene Ontology annotation, cellular component: plasma membrane. Bases 1 to 348 code for a protein of 115 amino acids.